This is a messenger RNA of Oryzias melastigma (Indian medaka), 989 nucleotides long. RefSeq names its product glutathione peroxidase 9 (gene gpx9). Gene Ontology annotation, molecular function: glutathione peroxidase activity. Lineage: Eukaryota; Metazoa; Chordata; Actinopteri; Beloniformes; Adrianichthyidae. Gene Ontology annotation, biological process: response to oxidative stress. The record is from RefSeq and is a predicted model, not a curated record. The transcript is spliced from 5 exons.
AAUCAAAUGAACUAAUACUCGUGAGCACCUUUAAUGACUAUUUGUGUUUAACGUUUAGCCAUUCGUCCGUUUGCCUCUGUAUGAAAAAACAAUGAGGUCAGUCAUGCUGAAUGAUUGCUGACCAACGUGUUACCUUUCAGUGAACAACACGAGCCAACAAGAGAACAAACCGAAUGCAGUCUACCGACAAACAGUAGUUUGUAUACAAGCUGAGACGCUAGUAUGGAGGAAAAGUCUGUGUAUGAUUUUUUUGCAGAGAGUCUGGAUGGACAACAGAUUCCUCUUAGUACAUUUAGGAAUAAAGUGCUUCUCAUUGUCAAUGUUGCCACCUUCUGAGGGUCAACAAUAGAGGAGUACCACCGGAUGAAUGCACUGAUGGAAAUGUACGGUGAUCACAACUUCACUGUAUUAGGAUUCCCCUGCAACCAGUUUGGUCUUCAGUCACCUGAAGAAAAUGAAGAAAUUCUUAAUGUUCUAAAGUAUGUGAGACCAGGCGGCGGAUUUGUGCCAAAAUUUCCCAUCUUUUCCAAGGUUGAGGUCAAUGGAUUAAAUGAAGAGCCUCUUUUCACCUUUCUUAAGGAAUCUCUUCCUUUUGUUAAUCCUGUUGUUGGAGACAUUAAACGUCUCUACUGGUCUCCAAUCAAAGUCAAUGACCUCCGAUGGAACUUUGAGAGGUUUCUCGUAACUGCAAACGGCAUGCCAUACAAAAGGUAUGAUCUUCACUGCCCCAUUGAGAUUGUGGAGAGGGACAUAGCAGAACUUAUCUGAUGGACUUGUCUGACACUAUCAUCAGUGGCAGAAUGACGAUCCCUCAGUAAAUGUCCAUGUGCACCUGAGCUGGAUCCGACUGGAAGAUGAACAUGCCUCGGAUCUUUUGGUGCAUUCAUUCCGAGAGCAAGUUCUUUUCAGCCACUAAAAUAGUGUUUGUGUCACUCACAUUUUUUAAUGGCAAGAUUCUGUAAUUCUGAAUAAAACAUUGUGAAACAAUA